Molecule: messenger RNA, 3897 nt
Organism: Toxotes jaculatrix (banded archerfish)
Lineage: Eukaryota; Metazoa; Chordata; Actinopteri; Toxotidae
Gene: senp3b
Product: SUMO specific peptidase 3b
Exons: 12
Coding region: 392-2074 (560 amino acids)
Biological process (GO): protein desumoylation
Cellular component (GO): nucleus
Molecular function (GO): deSUMOylase activity
Source: RefSeq, a predicted model, not a curated record
GUAGUUGACAUAAGAGCGAAAAAUCUGUCGUGAUCCGGCCCGGGGUAUUCCUCGUGUGCAGACAGGAUCUUUUUAAAAUUGAAAUAAAACCCUCCUGGCGAUUUCACGUACAUCGUCGACUCUAAAUCCAUCGUUUCUUUUAAGUAUUUGCGUUUUUUUUCUGAACCGGAAGACCUAAAAGAAAUCAAAGUUCGCACGGAGGUGACAUCUGGCUGCUCCACACCUGACUUCAUUGAAUGAGGUGUUACACCAAUUAGCAUUUGUUUUGGUUCGAUACCCAUACAAUAUUGAACACGCCCAACUCUUAGUCAGAAGCAGCUGGACACAUACUCAUAUAAAUCUGCAGGUUAACGGUGACGAGCUGGCGCAGGUUGUGGGUUGUCCGUGGAUAAUGCGAGACAGUGGCGGUAGCCUGGCCCAGAACUGCUGGCAGGGAGACCUGGGUCUGACCGCUGUCGGGCAGGACGACACAGGAGGAGGUGGGAUUCCUGGAGACCACCUCAUAGUCCCGGUGUCAGGCCACAGUGUACCCAGUCCCAUGCACCUCAGACUGGGGCAGAAAGAGAAAGUGUGGACUCGCGAGUAUGUAGAUGAGGAGGAGGAGGAGGAGGAGGAUGGGAUGGGUGGCAUUGAGACAAUAGGUGACGAGCAAGACGAAAACAAUCUGGAUGGUGAGGACAAGGGCGAGUUCGGGGGCAAGGAUUGGGAUAACAAUGAGGAGGAAGAAGAGGAGGAUGAAGUGGAAGACGAAGGAGACCAAGCAGAGGUGGAAUGGGAGAUCCCAGACUUUCCCUUCCAGUCCACCCAGCACCCUCAUUCACUACAGCAUCAACAUUAUGGACCACAGCAGAGGGCUGAAGACGCUGGCGACGUCGCUGUAGAGGAUACUCUCUCCCAGGCCGAGGCAGUGGAUCUGUUCAGGUCCCACUUCAGCAGGUACAGGGCUCUGAGGAGGCUCAGGCGCUGGCAGCGUAUGCGAUCCCACGGAGGCCCUGGAUUUCGGCUCAGUCAGCACUGGAAAAGCUGGCGCCAACGGGCCCAGUGGGUAUGCUUUCUAGGGCACCGGUGGAGUCGGAGAGGGCAAAGGUACAAUUUGUACGGCAAGCAGAGGAGGAUAAAACGGUAUCAGCAAUUACCAUACGAUGGAGACGAUGACAGCAACAAUGAGAGGUUCAUGGAGUCUGACAGAGAUCAGCAGAUAAAUGGCUGUUCUCCAGACAAGCAAGAGGACAGAGGGAGACGGGAAGCAGAGGUCAAACCAGUGGAGCUGGCCCUUACUGAAGAACACAUAAGCUGUGUGACUGGCAUUCUCGAAGAGUCUCUACAGCAGUAUGGCAGUUUGAUCCCCAUCCACGUGGAUGACAUCGUGGAGAAGCUUCAGGACAUCUUCAGUGAGAGCUUCUCUCAGCCACACAGGAAAGCAGUGGUCCAGCACCUAAUACAAUCCUUCCAGCGUUCAUCAGGAUCAGCCCUGGCUAAAACAUUCAGAGUCAACUACAAACGCCAUGUUCUGACUAUGGAUGACCUGGGCACUCUGUAUGGACAGAACUGGCUCAACGACCAGGUUAUGAACAUGUAUGGUGACCUGGUCAUGGAUUCUGUGCCAGAGAGGGUUCACUUUUUCAACAGCUUCUUUUAUGAUAAGCUAAGGACAAAAGGCUAUGAAGGAGUCAAACGGUGGACAAAAAAUGUCGACAUCUUUCAGAAGGAUCUGUUGUUGAUCCCCAUACACCUAGAAGUUCAUUGGUCGCUGGUCAGUGUUGACAUUCCUCGUCGAGCCAUCACUUACUUCGACUCUCAGCGGACCCUCAACAGACGCUGCCCAAAGCACAUUUUUAAGUAUCUCCAAGCAGAGGCCAUCAAAAAAGACCAACAAGACUUUUUGACGGGAUGGAAAGGCUUUUUUAAAAUGAAUGUGGGUCGUCAGAACAACGACAGCGACUGUGGGGCUUUUGUGCUACAGUACUGCAAGUGUCUGGCAUUAGGGCAGCCGUUCGGCUUCGGCCAGCAGGACAUGCCCCGGCUGAGGAGGCAAAUGUACAAAGAACUAUGUCACUGCAAACUCAUCCUGUGACCAAGCACCACCACCAGCCCCCUCCCCUGCCCAUCCCCGCCCCCGCCCCCGCCCCCCCCAAAAAAAACCGAGCCCGCCAUCUCCACUCGCUCCAACCCCUAACCCCGACAAGAUGGAGGGACAAUGAUAUAACAAGAAGAGGACAAGGGGAGCAAAUGAUUGACUGGAAGAAAAAAAAAAAAAAAAAGAGAAACUUUUCGAAAAAACUUUUAUUUUUUUUUUCUCUGCCAAUAUCCAGAGAAAUGACUUCUACUGUAGGUGAUGUCAUUGUUUUGCUUUGUUUUGUCUCUCUUUGCUUCCCUUUCUCCACCAUUUGAAAACUCUGAUUUAAUAAUGUCCGUGUUCCGGUUAUUCCUUUGCGGUUGACAGAGGCCAAGACUAGCUUCCUUUUUUUUUUUUUUCCGAAAUGUGCUAAUCCUCCAUCUUCUUGCAAGUCCAUUCGUGCUUUUGGGUUCCGAACGCGAGCACGAUGGUGGAGAUAUCUAAAGAAUCCAGUCCAGACCGAAAAGGCUUGGACCGCAGCUCGUUCCCCCAUGUGAUUACCGCUUUAACAUGAGAUGCCUGAAUAGCGAGCGCAGAGGUGUGGUGUGAUUGGACAGCAAAGCGAUUUCAACCAGUCUGUGUAAGCUUGUGGCUAAAUAGUUACCCAGUGGAUUUUCAUGCCUUCCAUCCACCCAGUCCAGACAUUCAGUUGUGUCCCAUUCCAGAUGUCAAAAGAAUGGAAAAACAUCAAACACACAACCGCCAUGCUAACAGCCAGCGUUGUGUUCGACGAUGCUGCCUAUCGAGCCAGCACAUAAUGUUUGCCACCAUAGUGCCGCCGUGACAUUUCCAAUGUAUAAUGUUUGUUUAACAGUUUCCUCCGAGAUGUUAAGAUGGAUUGAAACUUAGAAUCCCAGAGUUGAUGCUGCCGUGUUGAUGGCGCGUGAAGAACAUCUGUGAAACACACCACAUAUUGACCCCUGUACCAGAAACUCCCUCUGCCUCCAAUCAUACAAAUACAACAUCUUAACAUGGGAGACUGGACCUACAUUUCUCCACUGCCCCCCCCCCCCCCCCCCCCCCCCCCCGCCCCACUAAAACAAACCAGAACAACGUAUUGUCCUAAAGAUGGGGUAGCUUUACAUUGCAUUUAUCUUUUUCUGUGUUUUAUCUCUGUCAGUAAAUGUGUUGAUAUGCUUCUUGCUUUAAACAAACGGUGUUAAAAAAGGAGGACUACUAAAUUUGUGUUCUUUUCGGUGUAGGUACAAAAAAAAAAAAAAAGAAAACAGAUCCUCUGGUUAGUGUUUCUUUGAAAGUUGGAGAGCCAUUUUUUUUUUUUUUUUUUUUUUUGGCGAGGACCAUGACAGCUACACAAUAGUUUAAGCAUGUCCACAAUGGAGUUACAGUACCCUCCUCUUCUUUUUUUUUAUAACGAAAGACAAAUUUGUUGAUAGCUGUGUUUCUUUUUUUUGUCUCUCUUUUUUUUUUUGAAACAGGAGUUGAUGCAACAGAGUUGACAGUUUUAUAUAUCUUCUACAAUGCAUUAUGGUUGCUAAAAAUAAAAAUACAUGGCAAACGAUUAUUGUGCAUUUUAUUUACACUCCCCCUGAGUCCAGUGCUGGAAUGUAAUUACUACUUAAGUACACAACUUGUACUUUGAGAACUUACAUUUCAUACCACUUAAAUAUUUCUACACUACUACGUUCAAAUGGAAAUAUUGUACUUUUUACUCACUACAUUUAUUUAACAGCUAUACUUAGAAGUAACUUUGCAAACUUUUUAGUAAAAAAAAAAAAAAAAAGAUGCAGUGUUACUUAAACGACCCAACGGGAUAUAUAUAA